UCCACUCAAAAUGCAAAGACAUGGGCGAACAAGAAGAUCCCAGCUGGCUUGCCAUGACGAGCGAGGAGUGUCCUGUGCCGCUGGGGAGCAUUUCCUCAGCAGGGCCAGGGCAGAAUGAGGAAUACAGCUCGGCGCAGGCUGAUGACAUCAUUGAGGAAAUGGGCCCAGGUGACGAUGUCAGUAUCGGCAGUGACCUGAGCACUCUCGUGGUGCCCUUCCCAGAGCUAGCGCCCGUGGUCUUCUUCUGCCUCAAGCAGACCACCUGUCCUCGCAACUGGUGCAUCCGUAUGGUCUCCAGCCCAUAUCCUUUGGUUCACUGAUGGAAUGGAUCAA
Messenger RNA from Oreochromis aureus, 333 nucleotides. RefSeq names its product voltage-dependent T-type calcium channel subunit alpha-1I-like. NCBI's taxonomy places the organism in Eukaryota, Metazoa, Chordata, Actinopteri, Cichliformes, Cichlidae. The record is from RefSeq and is a predicted model, not a curated record. The transcript is spliced from 2 exons. The coding region runs from base 21 to 320 and encodes 99 amino acids.